Symbiodinium natans is the source of this 1011-nucleotide messenger RNA. The record is from the annotation of a GenBank genome assembly. NCBI's taxonomy places the organism in Eukaryota, Dinophyceae, Suessiales, Symbiodiniaceae.
AUGGCUGUGGGCUCUGCAAACCUGCAAUGGAGCUCCUUGGGAUUCGGCGUGCAUCCCACAAGCGGGUACAGCUGCUGCUCUUGGAAAGAUGGCACAUGGAGUGAGGUAAGCUUGAUGAAGGAACCUUAUCUGCAGCUGCAUGUCAAUUCUGUCGCCCUGCACUACGGCCAGACGGUGUGGGAGGGCAUGAAAGCUUUUCACUGCAAAGAUGGUUCUGUGAGAGUGUUCAACGAUGCAGUGAACCAUCAGCGUUUGUCACGCGGAGCCAAGAGGAUGCUGAUUCCGGAACUCUCCCUGGAGAAGUUCCGAGAAGCUGUGGAUCUGUGCGUCCGCAGCAACGUCCCAUUUCUUCCUCCGUACGGCACUGGAGGCGCGCUCUACUUGCGCCCCAUUCUUUUGGGCAGCGGGCCGGCGCUUGGCCUGGCCCCAGCCAAGGAGUACCUUUUCUUGGUGAUUUGCAGCCCGGUGAUGAACUACUUCGCCUCCGCCGGCCCCGAAAUUCUCGAACAAGGUGUCGCUGGCAAGGUUGUGCUGGAAUACGAUCGGUCUGCUGCACGGGGAAUGGGCAGCAUCAAGUGCUCCGGCAACUAUGGGGCAGACCUGUUCCCUUCAGCUGAGCACAAGGCUGAAGGCUUCAUGGUGGGCUUGUACUUGGAUCCCACAGAGCAACGUUACAUCGAGGAAUUCAACGUCACAAACUUUGCCGCCAUAACAAAGGAUGGCAAGUACGUCACGCCCGAGUCUCCCUCGAUUCUGGCUUCGGUCACGAACAAAUGCUUGCAGCAGUUGGCCAAGGACAUCGGCCUUCAAGUGGAGCAGCGGCGAGUGGACUUCUUGCAGGAGGUGAGCACCUUUAAAGAAGUGGCAGCUGUGGGCACCGCUGCAGUCGUGCUGCCAGUGAGGUCAUUGACAAUGCGGGACAAGACUUUCAUGUUCGAGAAGCAUCAGGUGAUGGCCAAGCUGAAGACGCAGCUGGAAGCCAUCCAAGUAGGCUGCAAGCUGAAACGGUGA